This is a messenger RNA of Suillus discolor, 2091 nucleotides long. RefSeq lists its product as uncharacterized. The record is from RefSeq and is a predicted model, not a curated record. NCBI's taxonomy places the organism in Eukaryota, Fungi, Basidiomycota, Agaricomycetes, Boletales, Suillaceae. Bases 1 to 2091 code for a protein of 696 amino acids. The transcript has 11 exons.
AUGUUUCUCCCCCCUGGAAGGCCACCUGAGCCGCUCUCUGAUAAAUCCUCCUCUGACUGGACACCUUACCGAAAUUGCAUCAAAUUUGAAAUGGCAGAGCCUCCAUUCACUGAUUUUCAUGACCUCUACAAACCCAUCGACAAAACACCACUUGGAGAUGUCAAAUGGCAGUCAUUUUCAGUUCGCUACAAUGGUGAAAGACCAGACACUGAUGUGCCACCAUGGAUGGAUCAAGUCUUUGACAUCUGGUACCGUGAUCCACAAGAGGUCAUUCACAACAUGCUUGCAAAUCCUGACUAUGCCAAAGAGUUUGAUUAUAGACCCUACCACAAGUUCUCAACUGAUGGUGAUGAGUGUCAGUGGAAGGACUUUAUGUCUGGUGAUUGGUCAUGGGAUCAGGCUGAUAUAACCUCAGAAGAUCCAGAAUCGCACGGAUCCACAUUUGUACCUGUUGUUUUAGGCAGCAACAAGACUACAGUGUCUGUUGCAAUGGGAAACAAUGAGUACUACCCACUCUAUGCGUCUAUUGGCAAUGUUCGCAACAAUGUCAGACAAGCUCAUUAUGAUGCAUUUUGCCAGCAAUUGUUUCACUGCUUGCUCUCCAAGAUUCUUGAAACACUUCAUCCUGGUAUCACCAAGUACGAAGUCACACAUUUUGGCGAUGGACAUUUCCACCAUGUUAUUUAUGGUCUGGGACCAUAUAUUGCUGACUAUGAGGAGCAAGUCUUAUUGAGAUGCAUUGUGCGUGGUUGGUGCCCAAAAUAUUUGGCUUCACAUGUCAAUCUAAAUGAGCCAGCCAGUUGGCGCUGUCAUGAUCAUAUGGAUGCGCUUGUCAAGGAAGCCAACAUCCAUGAACUCAUCUCCCCCAAUAUCCUUCACCAACUCAUCAAAGGGACGUUCAAAGAUCAUCUGGUGGAUUGGAUCGAGAAGUACCUAUACCAGACACACUUAAAGAAAGAUGCUGAUCGCAUCAUGGAUAACAUUGAUCGAAGAAUCGCGGCUGUUCCAGCCUUUGCUGGCGAUGACUCAAAAGCCAUGAUGAAGGUAUACAUACCUGCCAUUGAGGGGUAUGUCCCAGCAGAUAUGAUCUGGACAUUUCAAGCCUUUCUCGAGUUUUGUUGUCUUGUCCAAUGUAGCAUAAUCAUGGAGAAGACUCUCGAGCAAAUCCAGGAUGCACUCAACCGAUUUCAUCAGUACCAGAAAAUUUUUCAAACACUCGAUGUUGUUCCUACAUUCUCACUCCCUCGCCAACAUUCCCUACAACACUACCUACUCCUAAUUCGACUUUUUGGGGCCCCAAAUGGUCUAUGCUCUUCAAUUACCAAAGCAAAACAUAUCAAAGCAGUGAAGGAACUGUGGAGGCGCUCCAGCUGGUACAAGGCACUCAGCCAAAUGUUGGUCACAAACCAACACCUCAACAAACUUGCUGCAUUGUGUGCUGAUUUUACCCAGCGCAAGAUGCUCAAUGGUACAUGCCUUUCCACAGCUGCCCUUGAACUUGCACUUGAAUUGUCAAUCAAACAUCUCCCAAAUAUUCUGCAAUGCUUUCUCUUCACUCAACUCAAUCUCAACAAUCCCUGUGACCCCUCAGAGGUUCCCCUUGCCUGUUGUCCCCAAUUUGAUGGCAAAAUCAACAUUUUCAACUCGGCAUGUUCAAGAUUUUUUGCACCGAGUGAUCUCAGUGGUAUCAGGGGCAUGCGCUGUGAGUAUAUUUGCACAUGUCUGACAUGGAGAAAUGAGCACCCUCAGUUUGAUUGCAUCUUUGUCAACACAAACCCAGGUCUUGAUGGUAUGAGGGGUAUGGAUGCUAGAUUAUACCCAUGUGCAGUUGUGCAGUGGUUUGAUACCAUUGGAGGCUCGCCCGACAAAAACACUGGAAUGUGGGUUGUACAGCCUGCUCAUAAUGCUGAUAACACCCCCCAUAUUGCCAUCAUUCAUAUUGAUUCAAUCUAUCACGCCGCACACCUUAUUCCUGUAUAUGGUACUCGACCUGUUCCUCCACAACAUCAGCACCAUCAGACCUAUGAUGUUUUCUGCUGUUUUUAUGUUAACAAAUAUGCUGAUCAUCACUCCUUUGAAAUUGCAUUUUAG